UCUCUACCUGUUUGUGUGUGUGUCUGUGUGUGUGUCUCGUCACACGAUUUUAGUCCUCACUUUUAUGACUCAAGAAGAAAAUCUGUAAAACUACGUCAUGUUGAUGUAAACACACACAAUAAAGAAAGAUAAUGUGAAGAUAUUACUUUACCUAAAUAAAUCAAAGGACUUUAUCGAGUUAAUCUCUUUCUUCCAGCACUGCAGUGUCCAGUGCCAGUGACGUCAUGAUGUCCACUACAAGGACACUGGUCAACUCCACACAGACGGCUGUUAAUGUCACGUCCACAACCACAGAGUCAACCACACCCACAUCCUCGACCACAACUACAACAACAACAUCAACUACAACCCCACAGCCCAGCAAAUGUCCUCCUCUCAACGAGGACAACAUCAGCAUCACCUUCAACCACACCACCGGGGUCACCACCACGACCCCCACCCCCGGGAAACGACAGAUCUACCGGCUGAGCACCAACCAGCGGACUCAGGGCACCGUGGUCAAGGCAGAAUGCCCUCUCGGUGCCCGUGCUAGGAACACGGUGUUUUUAGAAUGCCUGGGCACUGGGCAGUGGAACACUAGUCUGCCCUUGUGUACUGAAUCCCACGACAUUUCAUCCUACAGACUUUACUUCGCCCUGGGUGGGGUCGUAUGUGGCAUCGCCGUUCUCGUCAUCUUCUCCAUCUACUGUGCUGUUGUGAGGGCGGGGCGCAGGAAGGAUCUCAGCGCUUUGUCAGAGGCCAGCCAGACAACAGAGAGGUCAAACUAUGUUGACCCCUACUAUGUGGGCAACAGACUGUACGGGUCAACAAACGAAACAAGCGACAGCGAGAUUACAUACGCCAAGCCGGUGGUGUUUAGCACCUACCUGAACCCCUCCUUCUAUGAAGACGCCUAUGACAGAUGGAAAAAACAAGAGCAGACAAACUCGGAAAAAUUUUACGACGUGCCCUGGGCUCAACAGCGAAGUUUGAACAGACAGAUGGAGACGCCAGGUUUCAAGUGGAGUCAGUCGAGUCUUAAAGCCCUAGGGGAGUCAGGAUUUUAUAAAAUACCAAGAGCUCAAAUAUCGGACCAAACCUCCAACAAAUCCGACGAUUCCAUAGACAAGGUAUCGAAUACAAAAUCCCUCGAUCCCUUGUCUAGAAUGGCAUCGGUAUCGUCCGAAGAAACGCUGCAUGGCGUGAAACGAUACCGGCGAAUGAAAUCCCGGAAGUUGGCUGGGAAAUCUGGCGCGCAUGCGCAUGACUGGUCACCGGAUGAUGAGAGCGACACCACGGAAGAGCUGGACGGUGACUCGUGUGUGGGGCUGACGACUCUCUAG
This is a messenger RNA of Physella acuta, 1322 nucleotides long. RefSeq lists its product as uncharacterized. The record is from RefSeq and is a predicted model, not a curated record. Lineage: Eukaryota; Metazoa; Mollusca; Gastropoda; Physidae.